Molecule: messenger RNA, 3150 nt
Organism: Phacochoerus africanus (Common warthog)
Lineage: Eukaryota; Metazoa; Chordata; Mammalia; Artiodactyla; Suidae
Gene: PDXP
Product: pyridoxal phosphatase
Exons: 18
Coding region: 138-2120 (660 amino acids)
Biological process (GO): signal transduction; positive regulation of GTPase activity; regulation of actin cytoskeleton organization
Cellular component (GO): intracellular anatomical structure; cytosol; cytoplasm
Molecular function (GO): GTPase activator activity; pyridoxal phosphatase activity; protein binding
Source: RefSeq, a predicted model, not a curated record
GGCGGGCCCAGGAAGCGCAGAGCGCCGCCCACCCAUCCGGGGCGAGAGAGGCGCCGCGGGCAGAGGCAGGCUGGGCCGGGGGGCUGCCGGGCCCUCGACCCCCAGCGUGACCCCGCGGCCCCCAGCCCGCCCGCAAGAUGAUGAAGAGGCAGCUGCAUCGCAUGCGGCAGCUGGCCCAGACGGGCAGCUUGGGACGCACCCCGGAGACAGCCGAGUUCCUGGGUGAGGAUCUGCAGCAGGUGGAGCAGCGGCUGGAACCGGCCAAGCGAGCAGCCCACAAUGUCCACAAACGGCUGCAAGCCUGUCUGCAGGGCCAGAGCGGGGCGGACAUGGACAAGCGGGUGAAAAAGCUUCCCCUCAUGGCUCUGUCCACCACGAUGGCUGAAAGCUUCAAGGAGCUGGACCCCGAUUCCAGCAUGGGGAAGGCCUUGGAGAUGAGCUGUGCCAUCCAGAACCAGCUGGCCCGCAUCCUGGCCGAGUUCGAGAUGACCCUGGAGAAGGAUGUCCUGCAGCCGCUCAGCAGGCUGAGUGAGGAGGAGCUGCCAGCCAUCCUCAAGCACAAGAAAAGCCUUCAGAAGCUGGUGUCUGACUGGAACACACUCAAGAGCAGGCUCAGUCAGGCAGCUAAGAGCUCAGGCAGCGGUCAGACCCUGGGCGGCGGCCCCGGCAGUUACACCACCACAGCCAACAAGGUGGAGAGCCUGAAGGAGGAGGAGGAGGAGCUGAAGAGGAAGGUGGAGCAGUGCAAGGAUGAAUACUUGGCAGACCUGUACCAUUUUGCCACCAAGGAGGACACAUACGCCAACUACUUCAUCCACCUCAUGGAGAUUCAGGCUGAUUACCAUCGCAAGUCUCUGAGCUCACUGGACACGGCCCUGGCCGAGCUGAAGGAGAAUCACAGUCAAGCAGACCCCUCCCCCUCGAUGACGGCCGCCCCCUUCUCCAGGGUGUAUGGGGUGUCUCUGGGCACCCACCUGCAAGAGCUGGGCCGGGACAUCGCCCUGCCCAUCGAGGCCUGCGUCAUGAUGCUGCUUUCUGAGGGCAUGAAGGAAGAGGGCCUCUUCCGUCUGGCCGCUGGGGCCUCGGUGCUGAAGCGCCUCAAACAGACGAUGGCCUCGGACCCCCGCAGCCUGCAGGAGUUCUGCUCCGACCCGCACGCCGUGGCAGGUGCCCUCAAGUCCUACCUGCGGGAGCUGCCGGAGCCCCUGAUGACCUUUGACCUCUAUGACGAUUGGAUGAAGGCAGCCAGCCUGAAGGAGCCUGGAGCCCGGCUGGAGGCCCUCCAGGAGGUGUGCAGCCGCCUCCCCCACGAGAACCUCAGCAACCUCAGGUACCUGAUGAAGUUCCUGGCACGGCUGGCCGAGGAGCAGGAGGUGAACAAGAUGACGCCCAGCAACAUCGCCAUUGUCCUGGGGCCCAACCUGCUGUGGUCUCCAGAGAAAGAAGGGGACCUGGCCCAGCUGGAUGCAGCCUCGGUGUGGUCCAUCCAGGUGGUGGGCGUGGUCGAGGCUCUGAUACAGAACGCGGACACCCUCUUCCCUGGAGAGAUCAACUUUAGCGUGUCAGGCCUGUUCUCAGCGCCUGCCCCCCAGGACAAGGUCAGCGACAGGCCGGCUGCUUCUGAGGAGCUUCCAACAAUGGCCACGCCCGCCCCGGCCACUGUCCCCGCUCCAGCCCCUGGCCCGGCUUCAGCAGCUACCAAGGAAAGGACGGAAUCGGAGGCGCCCCCCAGACCAACCUCCCCCAAGGUCAAUAAGAACCCCCCGGAGGCAGCCGCCCCAGCAGAAGACACAGCUCGGAGGAGCACCGGGAGCCUCACUGCCGCCGUGGAGACGGCCUCAGGACGCCAGGCCCUGGUGGUGGGCAAGCCCAGCCCCUACAUGUUCGAGUGCAUCACCGAGGCCUUCAGCGUGGAGCCCGGCCGCACGCUGAUGGUGGGCGACCGCCUGGAGACCGACAUUCUCUUCGGCCACCGCUGUGGCCUGACCACCGUGCUCACGCUCACGGGUGUCUCCCGCCUGGAGGAGGCCCAGGCCUACCUGGCGGCCGGCCAGCACGACCUCGUGCCCCAUUACUACGUGGAGAGCAUCGCGGACUUGAUGGAGGGCUUGGAGGGCUGAGCCCACCUGACCUGCCAGCGCAGCCGCAGCCCUCCCUCUCCCUGAUCCCAUAGAUGGAGGUGAGGGGCCAAGAGCUGCAUCAAGGGCUAAGCUCCCUGGCUCCAGUGUCUAGCCCGAUGGGGCUGGGACCCAGGGAAGGUGUCCGGGCCCUCAGACCCUGUCCCAUCAGGGACUGGAUGCCCUCUGCUGUCCCAGAAGCUGCUCCCUCUGCCCCACCCGUUCGCCCUGGCCUGACCCAGCCAGGUGGCCUUAUUUCCUGCCCUGUGCCCUCCCCUUGUUGAAAUCUGGGCCCUGCUGCCCGCUGAAGGUGUCCCCCUACCCUGAGCACUGAAUCCCCCACCUCCUCCCUGGGGUCUCUAGAGUUUGACCUGCUCCUGGGUCCUGGCCUUGGGUUCCAGUGGACCAGCCAGAGGCCUGGGUAACCACGAAUCAUUAUUGUCCUGAGCCCUGAAUGGACCAAUCAGAAGGCUAAGUGAUGCUGACGCAUUGAUGGCGGGUCCUGAGUGGACCAGACGGGAGCCUAAGUCAUGACGACCAUCUCAUGUCCUAGGUCCUGGGUCGACCAAUCAGGGACCCCUGGUAUUAAUGACCCAUUGGUCUCUUGGAUCCUGAAUAGAACAAUCCAGAAGUCUGAGAGACAGUGGCCUCUUAACAAUCUGGGUCUGACUGGACCAGCCAGGGAUCCAGACUUCUGUUUAUAAAUAAGGGUCCAAAUGCUGAAGACACCUCUUCUCUCCAAAGAAGGGGGCCACUUGGAGGCUCUGGGGGCUUCCGUAGCUGAGAGCCCCACCCCUCCCUAAUCAUGGUACCAGACCAGUGUUGACAGUGCCCACAGCUUGGGAAGGGGGCUUUAGUGCCCUCCUGUGCUGUCAGUGUUUGCUGUGCCACCUCCCUCCUGUGCCCACCCCCCAGUUAUUUAUUUAUUAUCCUGUGCCGGUGGGGGUGGGGGUGGGGGCUGGGCCUUCCCCGCCGCCCCCUCCCCUCUUGUAACUAGUCCUCCCGGACAUAAUAAAGUGCGAGUGGGAGUGUC